Messenger RNA from Plectropomus leopardus (leopard coralgrouper), 434 nucleotides. NCBI's taxonomy places the organism in Eukaryota, Metazoa, Chordata, Actinopteri, Perciformes, Serranidae. The record is from RefSeq and is a predicted model, not a curated record.
AGAAAUCAUGGCAAGAACCAAGCAGACCGCUCGUAAGUCUACCGGAGGUAAAGCUCCCAGGAAGCAGCUGGCCACCAAGGCUGCUCGUAAGAGCGCCCCGGCCACCGGCGGAGUGAAGAAGCCUCACCGUUACAGGCCCGGUACCGUGGCUCUCCGUGAGAUCCGUCGCUACCAGAAAUCCACCGAGCUGCUGAUCCGCAAGCUGCCCUUCCAGCGCCUGGUCCGUGAAAUCGCUCAGGAUUUCAAGACCGACCUGCGCUUCCAGAGCUCCGCUGUCAUGGCUCUGCAGGAGGCCAGCGAGGCUUACCUGGUCGGCCUCUUCGAGGACACCAACCUGUGCGCCAUCCACGCCAAGAGAGUCACCAUCAUGCCCAAAGACAUCCAGCUGGCCCGUCGCAUCCGCGGAGAGAGAGCUUAAAUUAUCUGCUGCUCCA